This is a messenger RNA of Camellia sinensis, 468 nucleotides long. RefSeq lists its product as uncharacterized. The record is from RefSeq and is a predicted model, not a curated record. Gene Ontology annotation, molecular function: zinc ion binding. NCBI's taxonomy places the organism in Eukaryota, Viridiplantae, Streptophyta, Magnoliopsida, Ericales, Theaceae.
AUGGAAAAGAAGUUGGUGGACUCUUUGAAGCUAACUAAGUCUUGGGAUGUGAUUGUUGCUAGUGAUACUAUGCUUGAGGUUCAUUCUUCUAUUUCUUUUUAUGUUGAUAUUGGUAGAAGGACUUGUUCUUGCCAUGAAUGGCAAUUGAAUAGUUUUCCUUGUUGUCAUGUUGUGCAUGCUUUGUGUAGUGGUGCUAGAGAUGUGUACGAUUUCAUUGAUCCUUUUUUUCAUGUGGAUUAUUUUAGAGAGUCAUACAAGGAAUCUGUUUAUCUAGUGCCUUCAAGUGAGAGAUUUGACUUUGAUGGUGUCGGUAAUUCGAUUAUCAAACCUCCUAUAACGAAGAAGCAGCCCGGGCGGAACAAGAAGAAGAUGAUACCUUCUAAGGGUGAGAAUGUGAAGCAAAUCAAGUGUGGGAGGUGCUUGAAAUAUGGGAAUCACAAUAAGAAGACGUGCAAGGCUUCUAUUUGA